AUUGAAUUUAUUCCUAAAACUUAGCAAACGUCACGGUCUCAAUAGAGGAUUUGUGUGCAGAAUUUAAGUAAAAUGGCCGUUCGUGAAGAAUAUUUCAACGCCAAAACGGGGGAAAAUCAUGGAAUAUUUGGCUAUAAAUACUUGAAAUUUCACCGUAUGAGAGACCCGAAAUGGACAGCGGGAGACAAAAUGAUUCAAUAUGUUGGAAUAGCCAAAAUAUAUGAUCGUGACCGCAAGCUACAGACACUGAAAACCAUUAUGGCCCGAAAGAACAAACAACAGUACACCCGAAGGGUGAACAAAAUGCUGAAGGAUGACACAGGUUACUUGCACGUAGCAAAUGUUGGCGAUGUUCAGCGUAUUAAAAAUAUUUUCCAAGGACAUUUUGAAAUACAACGAGCGUAUCAUCCCCUGAUGAUUGAGAACAUAGUCGAGAAAAUUGACCAAAGAACUUUUGCCAAACGAAAGGCACUGGACAGGCUGGUGCACCGUCUCAAGACUUUGAGCGAUUCUUACGAAAAAGAACUGAUCAAGGUCUCAGAAUUGCAGGAUAGAACAAAGUUUACGGAUCCGCAAGAACUGUACGAGGAGAUAGAAGCGAAGAGCUACGAACUUGAGUUGCGACAUUGUGGCACACGCAUCCGUACGGCAGACGCUAUAAAUAGAGCAUAUAAUGAAAUAAUUCGAACCAUGUUGAAGGACUCUAUUUAUUAUGACCCUGUUCUCAGUGCACUUCAAGAAGAUUUAGCAGAACAAAAUCGGUUUAUCAAAAAGACAAGAAAUACGGGUAUUCCUACGAUGAAAAACGUUCAAAGCUUACAGCAACAAUUUGAGGAUAUCGACAGAAAAACAAGCAAAGAACUGACAGAGAGGUUCAAUGCUCUGAUGGAGCAACGAGAGGUUAUCAAUUCAAACAAUAGACGUGUAAAAACACUAGUUCGAAGAGAUAGUGAUUUCGAUGUAAACCCAUCGCGGUACGAUCGAGACACCCGUAGCAUGGCUGAUCUGAAGAUUCAAAUGGAGGAGAUCGAAAAGAUCUUGAAACAAUUGAAAAAUGCAACUUCAUGUGGAAAACCGAAAGAAAUUUAUCCAAGAGUCAAGCAACAAAUACGAGACAGUGAGAAAAUAAGUAAAAUUUUAGGGAAAAGAGCACAUCAACACAAUAUUGCGCAAAUUGAAGCAGAUAUUGCAAGAAUGUGUCACGAUGAUUUAUAUAACGAUUUUACUCCUGAAGAAAUACGCCGAAUCGAUAGCUAUCGAGUUAUAGAAAAAAAGAUUAGUGAUGAAAAGGCAAAACAGAAAGAGCUAUCGGAAGACAUGUCAAAUAUGAAAGAUGCAACAAAUAUGCUCAAGACUGCUUUUCUUCAUAUACUAGACGUUCUCAGAAACGUGGAUAACGGAGUUUUGGAUUUGUCAGCAUCCGAGACUCAAAAUCCAGAUUCAAUUUUGGAUUUACCUAUGUUGGAUUUCAAUCAAGCAAUAAAAUUUCCAUCGUCGUAUCAGUUCGAAGGAGAUUUGCCAUCUUUUAUAUUGAAAGCAAAGAAUAAAAUAUCGAACCUCAUGAAAAUCUAUGACACAGUUGAAUCAAAAUCGGAACAGGAUCAAUUAAAUAUGGAGUAUCAAAGCACAAUUCUGCAAGAGUAUAACAUACAGAAUAUGAAGAGCAUGAAAGAUAUUGGAAAAUCUAUAAUGGAAGGAAUUGUAAUUGAUGAUCCCAACGUGUACAGCCGAAAGCAGAUAAAAGCAAUGAGCACAAGUAUUGUGGAGAAAAACAUGAAGCGCGAUGAUUGAAUGCAAGUAAAAUGCUUAAGAUGAGACAAAAUACAAAUUUUCGGUUCGAGUGCCAGUUCGAUUUUCGCAGUAUAAACGAUGCACUAAGGUGUAUUUCAGCCCAAAUCCUGACCAAAAGUCAAAAACCAAAAUCUUAGAAAUUGCCAUAAUAUUGUUUUGUUUUUGUACUCUAAAAUAGUGAUACCUUGGAGUUUUUGAAACGCAAAAAUUGGUUCUAGGUUGAAUAGAAUCGAAAAACAUUCGAAAAUGACUGAAAUUUUUUAGAAAUCGAUAUAUUUUAUCUUAUAACCGCUGUAUCUCAGAAACGGUAGCACUUCGAAAAAAAAAAUACUGUACACCUUUUUCAUUUGAAAUUUUACGUUCUUUCAUGAAAUCAAGUCGAUAACAACGUAAAAAAAAACAUUUCGAC
Molecule: messenger RNA, 2200 nt
Organism: Armigeres subalbatus
Lineage: Eukaryota; Metazoa; Arthropoda; Insecta; Diptera; Culicidae
Exons: 11
Coding region: 73-1791 (572 amino acids)
Source: RefSeq, a predicted model, not a curated record